CAUUUCAGAGAAAAUCAGAGCCAUUGGGCGUUUCAGGGAUCCGUUUCUGAGCGAGAAAAAAGCGAGGUUCCUCUUCUAGGGUUGCUUCAUUUUCUUCUCCAUUGUUGGAAUUUUGCUUUGAUUUGUUCUGCUCCAAGUUCCAUCUCCCAUGGCGCUCUCUGAUAGACCCUCUCGUCAAUCUCUGAUCCCCAGCUUCCUUUAUUCUUCACCUUCUUCCACUCGCACUCUGCCUAUUAAGAAGAUGCUUCAGUCUUCAUCCACUUUUGAUGCGGUUUCCUCUUCUCCUAAGACCUUUGUUAUUCCUGCCCCGAGUGAGCCGUCUAAGAAGAUUGAGUUGUACUCGCCGGCGUUCUACGCUGCUUGUACUUUUGGUGGGAUUCUCAGCUGUGGUCUCACGCAUAUGACUGUUACUCCUCUCGAUUUGGUUAAAUGCAAUAUGCAGAUCGACCCUGCGAAAUACAAAAGCAUUUCGUCUGGUUUUGGAAUUUUGCUUAAGGAGCAGGGUGUGAGGGGUUUCUUUAGGGGUUGGGUGCCUACCCUUCUUGGCUACAGUGCUCAGGGUGCUUGCAAGUUUGGUUUCUACGAGUUCUUUAAGAAGUAUUACACUGAUAUUGCUGGACCUGAGUACGCUGCUAAGUACAAGACCUUGAUCUACCUUGCUGGCUCUGCAUCGGCUGAGGUGAUUGCUGAUGUUGCACUUUGCCCUUUCGAAGCAGUCAAGGUUCGGGUUCAAACUCAGCCUGGAUUUGCUAGAGGGCUAGCGGAUGGACUUCCCAAGUUUGUCAAAUCUGAAGGAACUCUAGGGUUGUACAAGGGUAUUGUUCCACUCUGGGGUCGCCAGAUUCCAUACACAAUGAUGAAGUUUGCUUCCUUCGAGACAAUUGUCGAGAUGAUAUACAAGUAUGCCGUUCCCGCACCAAAGGACCAGUGCAGCAAAUCUCUCCAGCUUGGUAUUAGUUUUGCUGGUGGAUAUGUGGCUGGUGUUUUCUGUGCUAUUGUGUCUCAUCCUGCUGAUAAUCUCGUGUCUUUCCUCAACAAUGCCAAAGGAGCAACUGUUGGAGACGCUGUCAAGAAGCUCGGAUUAUGGGGUCUCUUCACUCGUGGUCUACCCCUCCGUAUCGUCAUGAUUGGAACUCUUACUGGUGCUCAAUGGGGCAUUUACGAUGCAUUCAAAGUGUUCGUUGGACUGCCUACUACUGGUGGUGUUGCUCCUGCUGCCCCCACACCUUCUGCUUCUGAGCUUGCAAAUGCGUGAGAUUGAUGCUCGAUCCAUCGAUCAUCCGGAGUUUUGUUGUUUUUACGAGUUGGGGAGAAACCUCUCCAUAGAAUUGAAUAAACAUAACCUUAGAAUGAUGAUAUGCUUAUAGUCGUCGAAGCCAGAAGAAUUUCUUCAUAGAAUGGAUGAUGGACGCUUUUCCAUUCGGUAUCGGUUUCCUUUUUUUUUCCUCGGAAUUCAUUGAAUUUGUUGGGGAUGGUUUUGAUCUCAUCCUUAGCUUGGAAUACUUGUUUGUAGUAGUUCAUAAUUCAGAUAGAGAUUUGCAGUUUGAUGGUUUAAGAACCAUGAGCAUAUGAUAUGAGGAUGUAUUUUGUACCCAUGUCAGGAACAAACUUUCUGCCAAAUAAACUGACAGAUGAAGGGUAAUCAAAGAUUUGGCCCAGUUUUCAUUUCA
Cucurbita pepo subsp. pepo (vegetable marrow) is the source of this 1670-nucleotide messenger RNA. RefSeq names its product mitochondrial phosphate carrier protein 3, mitochondrial. Lineage: Eukaryota; Viridiplantae; Streptophyta; Magnoliopsida; Cucurbitales; Cucurbitaceae. Gene Ontology annotation, cellular component: mitochondrial inner membrane. Gene Ontology annotation, biological process: mitochondrial phosphate ion transmembrane transport. Gene Ontology annotation, molecular function: phosphate transmembrane transporter activity. The record is from RefSeq and is a predicted model, not a curated record.